ACUAUUACUGAUUGCUCUCUCCUCUUUCAAUAUGGCGGUCCCCUACCCACCCAUCCCUAGCUCUUCUUCCCUUCACCCCCCAGUUUACCAAGGCAGCCCAUAGAAAACAACAAUCAUCUCUCUCUCUCUCUCUCUCUCUCUCUCUCUCUCGGGAAUUGGUUUUUGCUUCUAGGUUAGAGGGGAGCUCCAGCUUCAUUCUACCUUGUGUUUAUUUUUCAGUUUUCUUCUUUGGUCCAUGGUAGUAGGUAUAUGAAAAAACUUCAUCAAUAGCCAUGAAGGCACUUAGAUUCUCCCUUCUACUAUAUACCAUCACCAUAGUUAUUACACUUCUCCAUCUUCUCUCCCCAGUUGUCUGCUUCAGUCAUAAACCACCUUCAGACACAACUCGGGGUUUACAAUUUGAAGAGAAAAAGAGACUGGGUUCAACACCACCGAGUUGUCACAACAAGUGCAACCAGUGCCACCCUUGCAUGGCGGUGCAAAUACCAAGCCUACCGAGUCACAACCAGCUGGAACCGGGUCGAAGCCGAGUCAACCACAACGAGUACUUCGACUCAUCGGCAUUGCCUUUAGCUACUGCCAGUUACAAGUACUCCAAUUACAAACCUCUUGGUUGGAAAUGCAGUUGUGGUGACCACUUCUUCAACCCUUGAUUGUGAAAAGCCUGUUCUCUCUCUCCAGUUGACUUGAGGAUUCAGUCCAAAUUUUUGAAAAGAGGCUCUGGGUUCCAAAAUUCUUCUCACAUUUUCUGGAGUUAUAAGGAGUUUGGCGUAAUUUAUUUAUUUUGGCUUUUUUUUCUUUCUGAACUUCUCAGUUUUGCGUCAAAUUUAUGUAUUUAGAUUAAUUAUGCCUCUUAGUGAGAGGAACUUAGAAAAAAAAAAAAAAAGAAUGGAAAAAAGGUAAAGAAAAUCACUAAGGCCAAACAUAAUCUAAAACAGACAGAUUCUUAGAUUAUUUUUGUCUUUUCUAAACCUUUUUCAAGUUUGACCCAGGAAUUUUAGCUUCUCUUGUUCCCUCGUUGAGGCGAAUAAAUUAUGUACCAAAUUGAAGCAAAAUUGACAAAGCUCAGAAAAGAAAUAAAAAAGCCAAAAUAAAUAAAUCAGGCAAACCCAAGAAACUCUAAAAAUAAAAUAAAAUAAAAAGUGGAGGGGGUGGCAAAUUUUAUAUAUGUGUUUAGUUUGCAAAACCUUGUAAUAUAUAGUGUGUGUGAUUUUUUGGUACUUUUUUUUUAUUUGGAUUGAUCUUGGAAUAGGGUACCCCUAGACUUGAUGUAGGGACAAGAAACAUUAAAUAGAUUUUGGAAUUUCUGUUUGCUUGCAUUAUUGUAAUUAUUGUAGAGAUUGUGUGCAAGUUGUAAUUGACUUGGUUGGUACUAUGUGUUGCCUCUGUAAAUAAUGAGAAGUUUCUAUGUUACUUCUUCUGAAA
Rhododendron vialii is the source of this 1425-nucleotide messenger RNA. Its product is annotated as EPIDERMAL PATTERNING FACTOR-like protein 1. Bases 273 to 653 code for a protein of 126 amino acids. Gene Ontology annotation, biological process: guard cell differentiation; stomatal complex development. NCBI's taxonomy places the organism in Eukaryota, Viridiplantae, Streptophyta, Magnoliopsida, Ericales, Ericaceae. The record is from RefSeq and is a predicted model, not a curated record. The transcript is spliced from 2 exons.